CGCCAAAGCUCAGACAGCGGCCACUCUUCAGGAUAACAACACGCUGCGGAGGCCCUUUAAACGCACUCCAUAGUCGAUACGGCUACUACACACAUCGGAGUGCUCGAUUUUUCUAUCACUUCAGAGGACUGUUUUCGUCUGUUUCGCUCGAGUCGACACACACAAGUCAGUUUUCAUGCCGGUUUUCUGGAAGCGGGCUACGACUUCACAGUCGUGAGACGACUUUGACGGGCGCGGUGCGGCGGAGUUGGCGCACUGCUGGACUGGAUAUAUUUAUUCGCUUGAAGCCAAGACGGUCCGCACCAGCAUUUAGACUGCGCCCGAAGUCACUUCGCGUCUGAUUUACACUGCUCCUUCUGGCUCCCAGUGGGUGAACAGGGAUCGUCUGCGUCGGCUUUUCAGCUUGAAUAUGUUGUUGUCAAAGUUUGGUUCAUUUUCGCACAUUUGCAACCCGUCAAGCAUGGACCAUCUACCAGUGAAAAUACAGCUCCAGCCGGUUAAAGUGGAAAAGGAGCCCUUCGAGAAGGUUUACCAAGUGGGAUCCGUGCUAGGCAGCGGAGGAUUCGGGACGGUGUACGCCGGCAGCCGGAUCUCUGAUGGCGCACCGGUGGCUGUGAAGCAUGUUGCGAAGGAGAGGGUGACGGAGUGGGGCACAAUUAAUGGAGCUAUGGUGCCUUUGGAGAUUCUGCUGCUGAAGAAGGUCAGCUCGUCGUUUCGCGGAGUUAUCAAAUUGCUGGACUAUUACGAGCGCGCGGACGGCUGGCUGAUCGUCAUGGAGAGGCCGGAGCUCGUCAAGGACCUUUUCGACUUCAUCACCGAGAAGGGCGCCCUGGACGAGGACACGGCUCGGGGCUUUUUCCGCCAGGUUUUGGAGGCGGUCAGACACUGCUACAGCUGCGGCGUAGUACACAGAGACAUCAAAGAUGAGAACCUGCUUGUGGAUCUACGCACCGGGGAGCUCAAGCUUAUUGACUUUGGCUCAGGGGCGAUUCUCAAGGACACAGUCUACACCGAUUUCGAUGGUACAAGAGUGUACAGCCCACCAGAGUGGAUCCGCUUUCAUAGAUACCAUGGUCGCUCGGCAACGGUGUGGUCACUAGGCGUGCUGCUGUACGACAUGGUGUGUGGAGACAUCCCCUUUGAGCAAGACGAGGAGAUCCUCAGAGGGAGACUGUACUUCAGGAGGAGGAUUUCAGCCGAGUGCCAGCAGCUGAUCAAAUGGUGCCUGGCCCUGCGGCCUUCAGACCGGCCCACCCUGGAGCAGAUCUGCGACCACCCCUGGAUGAGGGCGACGACAACUGAGUCGCCCAAGUCACAAGAGGAGCCGGUCGCCGGCGACAUCCGCCUCAGGACCAUCGACACAGACUCUUCGUCAAGCACAAGCUCGAGCAAGGAGAGCCUCUGAGGGCGGCUCUGAUGGACUUGAAAAAGACUUUCUGGGGAAAGAAGGGGUUUGGAUGAAGGGGGUGAUAUGGACUCAAGGCCGGCAGCCUGUCGCCCAGCUGGCCCAUCAGCGGCCGAGCGCUCGACUCAGCUGGUCCGGCAAGAAAAAUGUACUUUAAUUUUCCUCUUUUGUAGGGAAUUUCUAAUUUAUUACUAUUUGUUCUUCCUUAUCUUAUUUUACCCCCAUCCCCUCUUGUUUUCUUUCAGUUGAUUAUCUUGUUUCCUAAUCGGGAACAUUUUUCUGUUUGGGCGGUCUUACCAGCACUAUUUAUUUACCCCUCCUCCCCCUCCCUACUUUUUAACUUUAUUUUACUCAUUUUGUUACUAGGCUGGUAUAUGCAGCUGGCAAGGCCCUCCUAUUCAGACAUGGCUGCUCUCAUAGAGCUUGGAGAAAACCUUUUUAUUUAAAUGUUUUAAUUUUGAUUUUGUAGUGCCUUUUUUUGGAAAGCUGCUUUUUUCUGGGGGGCUUUCGUCAACAAACUCUGUUUUUUGGAUUUGCCCGCGGGCUGGUGGCUAAGUUGCCUGUGCUGUAAUGGAAGGACGGGUUAAGGCUGUGUUUUUAUCCCCCAACCCCCCCUCCCCUCCUCUCCAUCACUGUAAGCCAACCAGCCCCCAGCCAAGAGGCUAAGAUAGCAUUAGAUCGGAGAGAAGGAGGUGGGGGCUCUUCCUGACAAUGGAAUACUUGAAAAAACACUCGACUCAACUCUGUGUCGCUCUCUUUAACGCUGCUCACUCACUCUAUAGCCUAAACAGGUGUUUUGAAACUGGAUCCUGUCUUUUCUGAAUGUCUACAAAAAAUGUCAACACACACACACCUCCCUUCCCCCCACCUUUUUCUCCCCCCUCUCUCUUCACCCCAUGCCUGUUGCGGGGCGUGUGGCCCUCUUGACUUUUCUUUUUGCCUCCCGCCAUCUCACUGCUUGACACUACAUGGCCCCCGCCCCUGGCCUCCCUCAGGGUUUGGGGUGUGAAAUGCACAAUCAAUGCAAUAUUCAUGGACUCAAUUAUGUUGUUGUUGUUUUUUUUUUUUUCAACAAAUAUUGUACAGUGUUUUUUUUUUCUUCUCUUUUUGUGUGUACAUUAUUUUUCCUCCCCAUUUGCAUUUAAUUUAUUUGUAAACAUGUAGACAUUCCACACUCUGUGGCUAUUUAUUUAUUUAUUGUCUAUGCUUAAAAUCCCCUCUAAAUUUUGCAUAUCCUACAUGGCCUUUGGUUUUCAUUCCUAUAACUUAUUUUUACAUUUCGACAUUGGAGUUUUUUUGAGAUGUGGAGGAUGCACUGAAGCAGUUGUCGAUGUAAAGUGGAAUAAAACAAGUUUACUUAAAAUUGAAAAGAGCAUUUGAAUGUUAUUUAACUACUUUAAAAUUAAAAAAAAGUCUGUUGGUAAUGUUGAAUGGCUAAUUAUCAGAGAAAUCCAUCUGGUUUCUGUACUGUCAAUAUUAAUUUAAAAAGAUCUAUGGAAAGCUCAACUACGGGUGGAACAGCUUUCGUAGUUGUCACAUAGCCUCAUAUUGAAGACCUUUCAGUUUAGCUGUGUGACUUGUGGCUGUGAAGGAUGGAUAUUGCUAUUUUUUGAUACAAAAGUUUCAAUUAAACUCCCAUUUUUAUGUACAGAAA
Molecule: messenger RNA, 3059 nt
Organism: Epinephelus lanceolatus (giant grouper)
Lineage: Eukaryota; Metazoa; Chordata; Actinopteri; Perciformes; Serranidae
Product: serine/threonine-protein kinase pim-3
Biological process (GO): negative regulation of apoptotic process; protein autophosphorylation; regulation of mitotic cell cycle
Cellular component (GO): cytoplasm
Molecular function (GO): protein serine/threonine kinase activity; ATP binding
Source: RefSeq, a predicted model, not a curated record